AUGUUUUCAGCAAUCUCGCGUGGGUUCCCCAGAAUCAAAACGGGCGACACCUCCUUUUCCUUGAAGUCACUAUGGCUUCUAUCAUUGCUCAUCUUGUGGGGUCCUCCAUUGUCCUCGGCUAAGUCAGCUGCGGAUUACUAUGUUCGCUCGUUGCCAGGUGCCCCCGAUGGACCCUUGCUGAAGAUGCAUGCUGGACAUAUUGAAGUGGAUCCGCAGAGCAAUGGUAAUCUCUUCUUUUGGCAUUACCAAAAUCGCCAUAUUGCCAACCGUCAGCGAACUGUAAUCUGGCUUAACGGUGGCCCGGGAUGUAGCUCAAUGGAUGGUGCAUUGAUGGAGGUUGGUCCAUAUCGAUUGAAGGACAACAAUACGUUGGAGUAUAACGAAGGUUCUUGGGAUGAGUUCGCCAACCUACUUUUCGUGGAUCAGCCGGUUGGAACUGGCUUCAGCUACGUUAAUACCGACAGUUAUCUUCAUGAAUUGGACGAGAUGUCCGCGCACUUCAUGAUAUUCUUGGGCAAGUUCUUUGAACUUUUCCCGGAAUAUGAAGGUGAUGACAUUUACCUUGCGGGCGAGUCCUACGCCGGUCAGCAUAUACCAUAUAUUGCCAAGGCUAUUUUAGACCGGAACAAGAAUGCGGCAAGCCCUUGGAACCUUCGCGGCCUUUUAAUAGGCAACGGUUGGAUCUCUCCUGCGGAUCAGUAUCCCUCUUACUUGACUUUCGCAUACGAAGAAGGCCUUAUUGAAGAAGACAGUCGGACCGCAAAGAGCCUGGAAGUGUUACAGUCGGUCUGUCAGUCGAAGUUGGAGACUGGUGGAAAAGACCAAAUACAUAUUGGUGACUGUGAAUCAGUGUUGCAGGAGCUUCUGUCAAAGACUCUAGACUCUGACAACAAAUGCUACAACAUGUAUGAUAUCCGCCUCCGCGAUACGGCUCCGUCUUGUGGCAUGAACUGGCCUCAAGAUCUAAAGGAUGUGAAGCCGUAUUUACGAAGGGCGGACGUUGUUAAAGCUCUGAAUAUAAAUCCUGAAAAGAAGUCAGGGUGGGAAGAAUGCUCAGGGGCUGUCAGCAGUUCUUUUCUUCCGAAAAAGUCGGUGCCGGCUGUUCAACUACUUCCCAGUCUACUCGAAUCGGGGAUUUCAGUUCUUCUAUUUAGUGGUGAUAAAGACCUCAUUUGCAACCACGUCGGAACCGAGCAGUUGAUAAACAAUAUGAAAUGGGGCGGUGGAGUCGGCUUCGAGACAUCACCGGGCGUCUGGGCUCCCCGGCAUGAUUGGACUUUUGAGGGCGAACCAGCGGGUAUCUAUCAACACGCGAGGAAUUUGACAUAUGUUCUUCUUUAUAAUUCUAGCCAUAUGGCGCCUUACGACCUCCCUCGCCAGACUCGAGACAUGCUUGAUCGCUUCAUGAAGGUCGAUAUAGCAAGUAUCGGCGGUAGCCCUGCAGACUCGCGCAUUGAUGGCGAAAAACUGCCUCAAACAUCUGUGGUGGCAGAGUGGAAAGCCUAUGCCAAGUCUGGAGAGGCAGUCCUCGUGGUUGUCAUCAUUGGCGUUUCUGUCUGGGGCUUCUUUAUAUGGCGCAGCCGACAACGACAUCGCAGGUAUCAAGGCCUGUACCACGAGGACGUAAGUGGGAGUUCCGUUCUAGAGCGCUUUCAUAACAAACGCUCAGGGACGGACGUAGAGGCGGGAGAUUUUGACGAGUCAGAGCUCGAUGACCUCCAUUCGUCGGACAUGGCGCGAGAACAUUACGCAGUGGGGGAUGACAGCGAUGAAGAUGACGUGAACCGACAGCAUCAGCGAACAACCAUACAUCCAAGCUGA
Molecule: messenger RNA, 1821 nt
Organism: Aspergillus bombycis
Lineage: Eukaryota; Fungi; Ascomycota; Eurotiomycetes; Eurotiales; Aspergillaceae
Gene: kexA
Product: serine-type carboxypeptidase kexA
Exons: 4
Coding region: 1-1821 (606 amino acids)
Biological process (GO): proteolysis; apoptotic process
Cellular component (GO): trans-Golgi network
Molecular function (GO): serine-type carboxypeptidase activity
Source: RefSeq, a predicted model, not a curated record